CAAUAGGAUCGAUGACCAGCUCUAAACCACUUUUAUUAUCACCUUCUACUUCUCUACUCAACUUACAAUCUAACCAACAUCAACAACAACAACAACAACCAGCAGUAGCAGUAGUGAGAAGAAGGAAACCCAACAUCACUAGAUCAACUUCAUCUUCAAUCUCAAGUAACUUAUCAAGUUCAGAUCAAUACAGUUUCACUUCUUCUACUACUCAUCUCACUCAACCUCCUCAUUCGGCUGAUCAUUAUCACCAUCACCAUUCUAAUCCAAGUUCAACUAUCACGAGUUUAUUUCCUAAAUCAAUUCAACUUCAACCUGAUCAUCAUCAUCAUCAUCAUUCCAUCAAAUCAUAUCAACAUCAACACCAAAAUCAAUCUAUCAACUCUUUACUUCAUCAUCUGGUCUUACCUAAAUCUUCACAUCGUCAUUCUACUUAUUUAAAUCAUAUCUUAUCACUCUUCAAUUCUUUAACUCAAUGUCCUACUACCACUACCACUACCAUCAACACUAGUCCAACCAAUCUACAUCGAAACUCAACUCAUCGUCAUUCAAAUCAAUUCAAUCGCAAUAGUAUUCCUUCAAGUUCCUCAUCAACCCCAAACCCAGAAGCUAGCAUCAAUCUAGAAUCAGAUGGUUGGACAUAUCUUGGAACUCGUCAAGAAGUCAGACUUUAUACAAGAGAAUUAACCUCAACCGAACACUUUAUCAUCUCACAAAACCAACCAGAAGAUGAAUUUAUAUCCACUUCGAUUCAUGAAUCUGUUUCAUUACCUUAUUUUAGAGGUGAAGGAUAUUUAAAUGGGAAAUGGAAUUCGUUUGAUUUAGCCGCUACACUUUCUUCUAUACCGGUUCGAUCGAUGUGUGAUUCGAAAGUAGAUUUAAGUAAAUCAUUGGUUUAUCAAAUCUUAGAUUCCAAUCAGAUUGGUGAUCAAUUAUUGAAAUUAUCUUUUAAAGAUCAAUUUCCAAUUGGACCUAGAAAUCAAUCAUUAGUGCAAGCUUUUAGACCUUAUAAGACGUCAAAUCAUUCUAAAUCUUCUUCAUUUGAACUAUCACAUCAACUCAAUCUUCAUGAUGAUUUUGAUUUUGAUGCUGAUUUUGAUCUAGAUGCUGAUACUGAUGAUGAUUCAGGUGGGGUUUGGGUAAGUACAAGUGUAGUGGACAGUCUUAUACCUGAAUCAGAACCUAAUUCACGUUCUUGGUUAUCACUCUGUGGUUUCUCAUUCCGACCUACCUCAAGACCACCUACCUAUUCAUCUAUACCAAUUCAUCCAUCACAACCAGCACCGAGCACUUCACCCGAAUCAUAUAGUUCUCAAACAAGAAUCCCUCACCCCGAUCGUACUUCUCCAAUCCAACCUCUUUCGUAUCAUCAUUCAACUCCAUCCAAUUCAUCAUCAAAUCCUAAACAGAGAAUCACUUCACCUUCACAAACCAUUUCAGGUGAUUUACCUUCGAUUGUUAAAAGAUUAAGUCUUACAAUCUCACCUGUUCAUAACCAAUUAAAUUCAAGCUCUUUACCCAACCCAUCAAGUUUAUCAAAAUCGUUACCCAAUCAUCAUCAUCAUCAAAACCAUCCAUCUAACCAAAGAUUAUCUAAAAACUUAUCACAAAUCGAAUGGCCAACGAUAACCUAUCAAACAUCGAUUUUACAACCAAUUCAAAUUUCUAAAAGUUCGAUCAAUUUAAAUUUAUCACCUAUUAACAAUCAUAAGAGAAAUUCUUUAAUUAAUUUUUCAAGUCCGAUUUAUUCAUCUAUUUCACCUACUUUGAAUUUGUCUAAUUCGAACCUUCGUAGAAAUAGAGCUAGUUCGAUCUUAUCAACUUCUUCACCUGUUCAUUAUUCUCCAACUCAAAGAAUCAGAUCUGGUUCUUCUUCUACUACUCAUCAAGAAUUACAAGAAGAAGAAGAAGAAGAAGAAGAAGAAGAGAAGAAUGGAAAGAAGGAUACCAAUGGGACUCAUGUUUCGCUGGUCAUGAAGGUUUAUCAUGGUCAGAAAGUUCCUUUGAGUUUGGUUCAAUACGGAUUUGCACCACAUCUAAGUAGAAGAAAUCAACCCAAAGGUAUCAAGAUCUUAAGUGAAGAGUUUAAUCCGAUGACCAGUUUCUAUAAGAUUCUAUUCAAAUCGAAUCAACCUAAUUUAAUCAUGAUUAGGUUUCACGGUUCAACAUUUUCGACUAAUCAUUCUGGUAGAUAUGGUGAUGAUGAUCAAGGUGAAUAUGAAAUUAUUGUACUAAGAUCAGAGAAAUGGAAAGUUUUGUUUGAUAAACCGAACAGAGAAGCGGAAGAUAAAGAGAAUGAAGAUGACAAUGGUGGGCUAUGGAAAGGGGCUGGAACGGUUUGGGUUAUGUGUGCUAGGGAUGGAUUGCCUGUUGAGGUUAUGAUUAGGAAGAUUGGGAAGGGUGGGAGAGAGAGAGAGAGCGGGAAGACUGAUCGGGUUUUGUUUGGGUUUGGGGGUUCGAGAUCGAAAUAA
Molecule: messenger RNA, 2471 nt
Organism: Melampsora larici-populina 98AG31
Lineage: Eukaryota; Fungi; Basidiomycota; Pucciniomycetes; Pucciniales; Melampsoraceae
Exons: 4
Coding region: 12-2471 (819 amino acids)
Source: RefSeq, a predicted model, not a curated record